AUUUUCCGGAGUUUCUUUAAAAAUAUUAAAAAUUUGCAGCUCAGAUAUUUUGUUAUAAUAUUUAGGUUCCCUGCGAAACAAAAUUUUACAAAAUAUAUUGAAGAAGAUAGUUGAAAAUGUUUUUCAUGCGACUCAAUUUGGUUGUCAUCGCAGCCCUUGCGACGCUGAUUUCAACAGUAGUGGGGCCGCCGCAAGUGGAUCAGCAAAUUGAGUUCUUUCGGAUGCACUUGAGGAGGUACAACGAGCAGGAUGGAUGCAGGGAUAAGCCGUGGGACGUAGAGGACGGUUGCCCGUGGCCCUUCGACGACUCUUUAGCGAAACAGAACUGUCGCAACGCGAGGAACGCCUUCCUGAGUCUGACCGACGAGGAGAAGGAUCGCAUCUGCCCGGAGGCCCAGCAGGCCAAGUGUCGCAAGUGCGGGAAGGUCCGCUACGGCUGCACGUUCAUGUGCCGGCCCACGCUAUCGGAGGUGAACGCAGCCGCCUUCGCAAAUCGUCCGCUUAGCCAAAGGCUCAAGUGCAAGCAUCUUGUCAACAUCGUCGCACAAAUUAACCGACCAAUGAAUCCGUAGAGAGAGAGGCUGAGGUGGUCGCAAAUCCGCCGUAAUAGCGAAGAGAUAGUAAGUUUCCGGUUUGUUCCUACCGUUACGUAGCCCCGCUGAAAACAACCUUAUUGGUAGGUAAUAGAAUAUCCGGAUAGGGAGAGUAUGGGCAUAUCGAAAAAUGGAGUACUUAGGACCCAAAAGAGCUGUCAACCUUUCGAGGGCCGAAAUACAGGAUCAGCCUGAGCUACGAGGAAAAGCAUUACGAUGAAAAAACUGAAGAAUUGCAAAUCUCGGUUUACGGCGAUGCAAACUUUCUGCCAUACUUUAUUAUCUACAUGGAAACUUACUAAAAUGGAGUGUAAAUGGAGGUAAUUGCGUCCACUUCUUCGUUCAAAAAUGUAUUACAAACUCUCCUCUCAGAUUUGAGAAUUUUUGUUAUUUUUUCAGUGAAUAAAUUUUGAUUUUUAAAAUCAAAAAA
This is a messenger RNA of Bemisia tabaci, 1023 nucleotides long. NCBI's taxonomy places the organism in Eukaryota, Metazoa, Arthropoda, Insecta, Hemiptera, Aleyrodidae. The record is from RefSeq and is a predicted model, not a curated record.